Staurois parvus is the source of this 516-nucleotide messenger RNA. The record is from the annotation of a GenBank genome assembly. Lineage: Eukaryota; Metazoa; Chordata; Amphibia; Anura; Ranidae.
AUGGAAUUGGACGAUGAUCGAUUUCCUGACGUCCCGGCACUUCUCACACAGUCCGCCUUCUCUCAGAAAUACAGAGAAUACUUACAGAGUGCGGGAAUAUUAGAUGGCCGCUACCGUGCACAGAAGCUGGAGGAUGGUACAGUGGCCCUUCCAGUGCUCAAAGAGAAGAUCAGUGUGUCUGUCCUGAGGGAGCUCAUGGAAGCCGUGGCCCCUGGAAGCUCUUGCAGGGAAACAUUAAUCAAGAAUCCUGUACUCUCUAAACGUGCCAGAGUUCAAUCACCAGCCCAGAAGUUACGUACGGACCUGUGCGAGCUGUUGGAGCGCCACGGCAUCAUCUGGAGGAGGAACCUGGAGCACGACCUUCCUCACUCAUGGCAGCGACAUGGCGACUUAGUUGUCCUCAGCGGAGACUGCUUUUGUGAUCCUUUAUGGAAGCAGCUGGGUAUCGAGCUUUGGGUGCAAGUAGCCAGUUCUCUUGGAGUGAAACGCGUGGCCAAGCAAGGUCGAAUACAGGAC